CAACAUCACCCACCCCUCUCUGUCUACAGUAUCUCCCAUCUUCCUGCCGUCUCUAUCUCCCCUCUCUGCUCUGUUCCUGCCAUGAAGAUGAUGGUGACGAUGAUGAUGUGAAAAUGAGGCUGGCCAAUGAUCAGGCAUGAAGGGCGUACAAGGGGCGUGCCCACAGUCCUAGCUUGGGGCUAAUUCAGCAGUCAGAGAAGGAGGAGGAGGAGGAAAGAGUGAGGCAACGGAGAAGGACCAUCUACACAGGCUUAAAAAAAGGAGGAGAGGAGGAGGAGGGAGGGUGGAGGCUGUCACCUCUCCACGGGGGUUCAAUCUGUGUUGUCAUGGACAAAUAUCGACCAAAGAGACCCACCACGCUAGCUCUUAUGCCACAGCGAGCACAAGCCGGCACCCAGGACACCAUCAACAACAACUCUUUAGGUAAGAAAGACAGCUGGAAGGACUCCCGAUCUUCAUCACCACACAUUACAGGGGAUCGAACGCAACCUGAUAGUCAACCAAAAGCAGAGGACAAAGUCAGACCUUGUACCCGCCGCCCUGCCCCUAAAGCACCAACCAGCAAUGGGUCCAACAGCAGAGCCAGCUCCCAAGCGGCAGCUGGCGGAACGCAUGUCCGUCCACGGGAAAGAGAGCCAACAGGGGCCACACACACACAGUCCUUUAGCACACCGAGCAGCCAACGGAGAGGGGGCGCGGUGGGAGGAGGCAGAGGGAGAGGAGGAGGAAGAGGAGCAGGUGCGAUGAGGGAGAGAAACUUGGGGGAAAUCAGAGGAAAGGAUGGGGUGACAUCAGGGAAGGAAGAAAGAAGAGGAGGAAGACUGUGCGAUGAGUCCAAGGGCAAGGAGAAAGAGCGAACAUUAAACCACAGAGCUAAAGAAACAAAUCGACUAAAAAGCUCAGGGGCAGAUGGAAAGGGAAAGCUAUGUGCUAAAGGGGAAAACAAAGGAGGGCGGGGGAAACUCAACCACUCGCUUUCUAACCAGGUUUACUUGACAGCCAUGGUGGUCCCACGCACACCUGUAGCACCAAGAAAAGAGGACAAGACCAAGGUUCAAGGCCAAAACCAUGACAGGAAAAGUUCCCAAUCCAAUAGCGAGGGGGGGUCCAACAGAAUGUCCAUUAGCUCAGACACAGAGGGACCCCCACCAGAACCCCUGCAUCCCCCUCUAUCCCACCGAGCUAACCCUGACAUCAGAGAAGAAGAGGGAGAAGGAGCUCUAUCUUCCACUGGGAAAGCCCAUGAUAGUCCAGAAUCUUUCCUUGAAGGUGAAACUAAAUCAGAGAUAGACUGUCCCCCGUCAGAGGCUGAGCCAAGGCAAGGAAAGGGUGAUGAUAAGAGUGAGAGCACUGAAAGUACCAAAUCUAUCUGUACGAGCGAUCCGUUAGCUCCACAGACUAUACCAAAGAGUGAAGCCUCUGCAUUGUUAAAUUAUGACUCUGUUAAAUACACUAUGGUGGUUGAUGAACACGCCCAAUUGGAACUGGUCAGCCUCAAGGACUGCUUGCACAGUAAGAGCGGACACAAGGAAGAUAGUGAUACAGAGACGGUCUAUCAGUCAGCCAAUGAGGAGGAAGACCCAGAGUAUAAGGAGGAGAGGAAGAGAAAAGAGGAAGCAAAGAAGCAAGAGUGGAGGAAAGAAGAAGAAAUGAGAAGAAAGGAGGAGGAGAAGAAGAUGAAAGAAGACUUGAAGCGGCGGAGGGAUGAGGAGGUGAAGAGGAGGCGGGAAGUGGUGGCAAGGGUCUGUAAGCACCCCAAGGCAAUACCAGCCAAAACAUCGGAGGAAGAGGAAUCUAAUGGAGGAAAAGCAAGUGCACCCAGAAGCAAGAAGUUUCUAAACCUGUUCUCUACUGACAGCGACUACAGUUCUACUGGUGCUGGCUCUUUUAGUAUGUUUUCCUGUGUGUUGGAUGGAGUGGAGAGACAGCAGAGCCACAGAGCUGUAUACAGGUUUGUUCCCCGCCAUGCUGAUGAGUUGUACCUGGAGACAGAUGACCCAGUCUUAAUUCUCAAGCAGUCUGAGGACCUGUGGUGUCAGGGUUACAACAUGAGGACUGGGGCUACUGGAAUCUUCCCUGCCUUCUAUGCCGUCAGGGUGUCCAAAAAUACCAACAAAGGGCAAAAGGAUGGUUGGAUUGAACAGUUCCUGGUGCGAUUCCUGGGUUCCGUUCAAGUCCCCAGUCAUAAAGGCAACGAUGUGCUGUGUGCUGCCAUGAGGAAGGUUGCAUACAAUAGGCGGCUAGCGGGACAGCCUCCCUCAGCCUGUGUGCUUGAGGUCAGUGUGAGAGGUGUGAAGAUCAGUGUCCAGGACCAGUGUCACUCUGCUCACAGGGGAGAACAGUGUUUCCAUUUCUUCCAUUUGAAGAACAUCUCAUUCUGUGGCUGCCAUCCAAAACACAGCAAGUAUUUUGGUUUCAUCACCAAACAUCCUGACCAACAUCGCUUUGCCUGCCAUGUGAUGAUGGCAGAAACAAGUUUACAUCCUCUGGCCAAGUCAGUGGGGAAGGCCUUCCAGCAGUAUUACAAGGAACACAUUGGCUACUCUUGUCCUACCGAAGACAUCUUCAUUGAAUAGCUCAGCUUUUCCUGUUUAGUGACACAAUGUCCUAAAUAUUGGUGAUGUGCAUGUCGAAAACAUCUGUUCGUGUAGCUUCAUCAUCCAGGUCAUGGUAAUUCACAAAGGCUGAUUCAAAGGCAAGUGGACAAAAACAACAGACAUAGCAAUCGUUUGUUUCCGUACAUAGCCAGCGUGUCACAGAUCGGCAAGCACAGAAUCCAGAUGCACUGCAAACCUUGCAGCACCCUUGGUACUAACUGCUCUACCCUAGAAAGAAGAGCUCAGUCAUGAUGUAAAUGUCAAGAAGCAUCUGAGUGAGCAUAUGGCACAAAAGGGUAGCAGUUUUUAUAGAUACACAAGUACGUUUAUGGAGCAGCAAACAAACUGCACUAGUCUCACCCACAGUCUAAGGUCCUCUUUAUUCUCAAGUUCCCUUUUAGCAAGCUAACAGACACAGCAACAUUAAUUCAUGCUGAAUUUUUUUUCUUGGUCAUGUUGGUGGGUAGAGUUCAUAAGGUUUACACAGGAAGACUUUUGUCAGUGAUGAUACCAAAAUAUUAAUUCUACUGAUACCAAGGUUUCUGAUACUGGUAUCGAUCCUCAUUGUGUAAUUCAAUAUAAUUUUAACACGGCUACAGAGUCUUAAUUGUACACUGGUACCGAAACCCAAAACAAGGCCAUUUUUUCCAUAGGAAAUGAUGUAAAUCCAACGAAUCCUUUCCAGACACCGAAAAUAUUAACAUAAAAUACAUUUUUAUAGAGAAUAAUAGUUUUUUAUGCCGAUAACAAUACAAAAUAAUUAUAAAUGACAAACAGAUGGCGAGAUUGAAUUCUAUUGUGUUUUUCACCUUUGUCAAAUUGCUCGCAUCCUUUUUUGUCCCAUUGCGGGUUAUUUAGCAGUCGCAUGCUAUAAAAAAAAUGUGGCAAUGAGUCAGCAACGCAUAAGGAGUAAGCGCAAACGGACUCAUUUGUUACGUGCAGCACUGUACAAAAAUUGGGACAGUGUAUGAAAACUGAGGCAACAUUUUUGAAGAAAACCGAAUCAUACAAAAACUGGGGCAUACUAAAACCGAGGUUUGACUGUAUCAUGUUGAUAUGAUAUCAUCUAGUGCUUCAGUGGUAAAUGGGCAAAAUUUUAACUUUAUAGUGUCAUAGAAACCCUGUGUGUCAACAUCCCAAUGGAAACAAAACAUAAGCAUCGUAAAUUUGUAUAAAAAAACGAAGUCAGAGUUUGUAAUCAAUAUAGUACAGGCCAAAUACACUUAAAUAUAUGUAUACUUACUGGCCAAAUUUUAUUUAUUAUACCCGCAUUACUGAUAAGUAAAAAAGUAACUACUGUAUAAGCAUCUAUUUUUGCAUAAAAAACCCUAAUUAAAUCGUUAGUGGUGGGUGUUGCAUUUAGUAUAAGCAUUGGUGUCGGUAUUAGCGAUACCAAGCUCUCUUUUACAUGAAAAAUGCUACAUACUGUUACAUACUAACAUGUAUAGAGUAGUUUCCCCUCAACUGAGGUUUGUGUCAUAACAAUCGUCUCAAACUAACGAGACUCUCAUGAUUUUUGAAUGAAAGGUCUUCAACUGCGAAGAAGUCCAAUUGCCUUUGAGUCAACCUCUGUGUGUAUGCAGCCAUCUGCUCUCCAAUUUCUCCCAUAGAAAUGUCUUGAUGGAUGAUUGGGACCACAUGUCAACAUGUCCAAUUGUAGCAUACAGCACAACUGCCCUGGAACAUGCAUAUGUGAUACAUAUGCACUUUCUUACACCUAUAAUGUUCAGAAGAAAACAGUCAUGUUUUGAAUAUCAACACAGACACAAUUUAGUGACAGAAAGGUGGGUUAGCGCACCAAUUUGUGAACUUGGCAAGCUGUAUAGAAUCAUCUGUCAAAAAAUACUCUAAACCGUAAAUUCCGGUGUAUAAGCCGCACUCACUAAAUUUAGAGGAAAAAACAGAUAUGCAGAUAUACAUAUACAUAGAUAUACUUAUGUCUAUAAGCCGCACAUGUCCACGUCAUAAAAUGGCAUACUGUGGCAUGCACGACGGCAUGUCUGUGAGGACCAGGCAGCUCUUUAUUUGACAGUAGCCAACCAUGAGCUAUGAAAAAACUCACGACGAGCUCCGACCCAUUGGAAAGUGCAGGAGGUCAUUACUCAAUAUAAUAGUCUCACAGGACUCGCAGUCAUCUUACAAAGAAUGCUAAAAUCAUCAAACAGCAGCUUAACACUUAAAAGGUAUACCUAAUAAAUAAAUGGAUGGAUGGCACUGCAAGACUGCCUCUGUCCAGCAGAGGGAGCCAGAGGAGCCAAGAGGGAGGCUGAUGUCUUUACAGCGCCCAAGCAGGCACCAAUGAAUGCGUUCCUCAGAUGCAAUACAUUAUUGGUAAACAAAAUUUUUUUUUUCAUUUUAAACUUCUAUUGGUACAUGCUUGUAUAUUUCUCAUUCAUACCUUUGAGUGUUAAGUUGCUGUGUGAUGAGUUUAGUGUUCUUUGGAUGACACAGUGAGUCAGACUGUUAUAUUGUGAUACUGAUAAUGACCUCCUGCGAUUUCCAAUGGGUUGGCAUGAGUGCACUGAUAGGCUCCUGCUAAAGAAAGAGCUACCGCUUCCUCACUGACUCACGAGCGGCACAGUAUUUAAACAAUUAGUGGUAGUUUUGAAGUAAAGGAAAUGUCACGAGAUUAGAAUUUAGCCAUAAAUAGGCAGCACCGUUUUUAUAAGCCGCAGGGUACAAAGUUGAAGAAAAAGGUAGCGGCUUAUACCUCGGAAAAUAUGGUACUGUACUGUGCUGUAUGUUCCUUUACUUUCCCAUGUAUUAACAUAAGCUCCAAUUUGCCAUUGGUGCAAUGCUUAUACAUUUCAUUUUUGCAUCAUCAAAAAGGCACAUAGUGUAUACAUAAGUGAGAAAUGCAAUCAAGAAAUAAAGGAAAGCAAAGAUAUGAAAUGUGCAGAGCAGCAGAACAAGAGGAAGGAUGGGCAAAGAGCUGUCACGUCCUGACAUAAAUAAGUAUCCCUGUAUAAUGCGUUUCAAGAUGAGCACAUUGUCCCUGUAAUACGUAGGGAUUAUUGAGCAAAUGUCAAACUAGCACAUCCCUACGACAGCAGGAAUAGAUGAUUCUUCAAGGAAUGAGCUGUUGCACACUGUUCUUCAUGGACUAAAAUGGCCGUUGCAAAACAACUUUUGCAGGAGUAGUUUAUCCAAAGGAAAGAUACAAGAGGAUCUUUGCUUGAAAGCAAAGUUAGUUUCAAAUUUGAUUAGAAGGGGCAUGAAGCUUAUCCUCCCGCAGGUUGCAUUAUUUUUCGUGGGUUUUCAGAAAAGUCAGGUUAACUGCUUCGACUGCAGCUUGCACGACAAUUCUUCCAGUUGUCGUCGCUCUUCUGUCAUUAAAUUGUCUCUGUCAUCGCCUCUAUUGUUGAAAGACGUUAGUGCUUUUAUUCAUAAGGUACAAGGGUCCUGUUUGUUUCUUUGCUCGUAUGAGAACAGUGUUUUAAAAAAAAUCCAUAUAUAAAAGUACAUCUCUUCACCUUACAACUCCCAAGACAAUCUACUGUCGUUCAAAUGUCGCCAAAUGACAUUUGAUUUUUAAGUUGUGUUCCUUACAUGACCAUUUUUCUUUAAGGCCCAGGUGACUCAGUGCAAUCUAGUGUGAUGUUCAACACUGCAACCUUUCUGCAUCAUCCUUAACACACACUUUAUUUCGGUGUUGCCUGCUCAAAUCUGAUGAUGCCAGGGUUACCCCAUGAAGCACUCCCUAUAUGUAACCCAUAAGAACCCAUGUCGCUAACACUUUAAAUGUCCUAAAAAUCAUCCCUGAACUGCACAGCUUUGGACUUAACUCAUUUGUUCCAAAAAGUUUGACGAAAACCAGCACAAUUUAUUUUCAUAGAAAAUAAUGCAGUUCAUCCGUUCCAGACACCGAAAAAUAUUAACAAAAAAUAAUUUCAUAUAUGACACUAGUUUUACAUGCAGAAAACAAUAAUGACAAAUGACAAACGAUGGAUGUUAUUGGAUUAGAUGGAGGUUGUUGUUGAUGCAGACUUCCCGUAUAUCUUCAAAUUCAGUAGUGUUUCUCACCUUCUUUACCAAAUUGCUGGCACUCACAACUAUCUCUGGCCCCGUGGCAUUGCACUAAAUUAAAAAAAAUGCAGGGACAGUGAGUCAUCAAAGUGUAGGGUGCUGAAUUUGGCCACUCGACUUCAUGGAACGACACAGUACAGGGCAAACGGACUAGUUUGUUACGUGCAAUAUUGUACGAAAACUGAGACAAAAUAUUGGUGGAAAUUUUAGAUGAAAUCGUGUGAAAAUUGGGGCGUACCAAAAACGAUAUUUGACGGUGUACUAAACAUUUUAUAGUGGUUGUCAUGUGACUAUCCCAGGAAUCGGGUAUCAGGUAAACCAGGGGCGUAUUAGUCAUUUGGGGGCCCAAGUUACACCCAGUCAUUGGGGCCCUCCACAUCCUGGUACUGCACUGCCAAACGUUUUAUUCUCACCACAACACAACAUCUUCAAUGUGGGCAGCAGCUAGAUACAUAGCCAUGUUUAUAUACCCUUCCGAAAAUGAUUUUAAAUAUUCAUGUUUAGCAUCUACUAAGUUAGUUGUAGAUUAUUUCCUAAAGCUUAUUUUUCAUCACAAAUAUUAAACCCAUUUAAUAUUUCUGAAUGCUUUGAUGGGGUGCCAGAUAUUACAAGUCAACUGUUAUUCCUCUAUUUCUUGAGUAAAUUCUUAAAUAUUAUUAUAUACAUGAUUAUAGAAUGAAAUAUCACUGUGAUUGUAUAUGUCACGUGGGGCUAUGGAAAGCCUCAUGUGACAUAUUUGUCACAAUAAACAUGGUGGUAAACCACUCAAUAUAUUUCAUUGUUCAAAUAUUAUGUUCUUUUGUGUAAUUCAAAGGGCAUUUAUGGUAGUGAGCUGUCAAGUAGACUUAUUUGCAAAUGAGAAAUAACAUGUAUAUGUGCAUGGCUCAGAUCAAGGGUACCCAAGUGUUACAUUUAAAAUUUUAAACUCGUGGAUAGACCUUGGUAAUGUUCUCAACACAAACUUCAAACAUUGCAAAACACACACCCAACAUACCAGAGCUCGAGACAUCUUCCAUUUCCCAUAGCAACACUCCGAAGUUCACGCUUUCUUAAAUGUAAAGUACAUAACUCGGUGUCCACUCGGUGUUAGACCUUUGUUCAAAUCUUAUUUUAUACUCUUUUAUACACAAAAAAAUCACUUUAGUUGCAGAGUUGAGUAAUUAUUCCACGAAUAUAUACCAUUUUAAUCAUCAUGGUGUUUGUUUUUCCAUGGAAUUAUGUUCUUCAAAAUUUUCAUCGGCAGGCGGACACGAAGGUUAUGUACUUUUCACUAAUGAUUACACAAGAGUUAUUUUUUUUUACACUGAGAAUAUUUGAAUAAAACACAUUAGAAACCAAUUUCGGACAUCAUUCUUUAAUUCUAAGUACAAAUCAUGACAAAAUUAUCAAAGAAAAUAUUGUUUAUUUCACAACAAAAGUAGACAUGCUUUACAUGUAACAUUUCAAUGUCCAUAUAUAGACACUUUUUUAGAACAUAGCCGUGCUAGCGCAAAAUAAAAACAUGAACAGGCUUAAUUUAUGGUUUGGUAAGCUUCCUCACUCUAUAAACGUCAGAGUGAUAGGGGUAGUACACAAUGUUAGAACAACAAUUUCUAAUACUACUCAAGUGAAGUUGAAGACAGCAAAGGGUACCAGUAUUUUACAAAAUGUGUUCCACUUUUUGGGACAUCCCCCAUUAUUUUCCUUUAAGCAGAGUCUGGAUUCUUAUGGGUUAAAGUUGAAAUAUUGACUGGAAUGGAAUAUAAAUUCAUAUCAGUGUAUGAAAAAUAACAGUGUAGUUUGGCCCUGUAGUUUUGGCCCUGUGGCGUGGCGUGGCUCAGGUGGAAGAGUGGUUGCCUCCCCACCUGAAGUGUUGGUGGUGAGAUUCUCUGUCCUCCUGUGACCAUGUCAAAGUAUGCUUGGGCAAGAUACCGAAUCCCCAGUUGCUUCUGAUGCUGCGUCAUCAGUAGGUAAACGUGGUAACAGUGUCAAAGCCGCUUGAGUACUUGGAAGGUAGAAAAACACUAAAAAAAACAUUUCCAAGGUACGUAAGUAUUUAUCAUCAGAUUUAAGCAUGUAAUACUACUAAUAAUCAUGUUUUAUACUAAAUAGUGCCUAACUAUUUUUCUUUGUAUGAUUAUUUCUGAUGUGUGUAAAUUGUUGUGUUCUUGCAGGUUGAUUACUUUGUACAUUUAAGGUGACUGACAAGAAUAUUUAUUUCCAUGAAUGAUAAAAAAAAAAAAAAAAUCCAGAGCUUUUCACAGUUGAUCUAUUUCCAUGCCAGUCAUUCCAGAUUGGUUGUUGUGUGCACCAGAAAGUGGCUUUUUAAUUUCACCUCUUUGAUUUCAACAUCUUAGGGAUCUAAUGUACAUAAUUAAUAUACAUCAUGUAUAGAGGCUGUAUGUAUGUACGUAUAGAAGCUAUAAAAUCUGGAGGAAACACUGCAUGAUAUAGAUGUUGAUGAUGCACAGAGUGGUGUUGAUGAUGGUUAUUCUUGUCAAUAAAUCACAUUUACAACAGCA
This is a messenger RNA of Dunckerocampus dactyliophorus (ringed pipefish), 9124 nucleotides long. Its product is annotated as C-Jun-amino-terminal kinase-interacting protein 1-like. The transcript is spliced from 12 exons. Gene Ontology annotation, cellular component: cytoplasm. The record is from RefSeq and is a predicted model, not a curated record. Bases 327 to 2576 code for a protein of 749 amino acids. Gene Ontology annotation, molecular function: protein binding. NCBI's taxonomy places the organism in Eukaryota, Metazoa, Chordata, Actinopteri, Syngnathiformes, Syngnathidae. Gene Ontology annotation, biological process: regulation of JNK cascade.